GGCACAGGUGAGGCAGUCCCCGCAGUCGGAGUCGGUGCAGCAGCAAGCCAGGGCUAGGCUGGGCUAGGCCAGGGCGCAAGCGGAGUAGCGGACGCCCGGGUCGGGACCGUCGGGACGUGCUCGCCGCCACCAGGUGUAGUCGGUCGCAUUAUGCCGGGCCAUGGCGCGGACAAUGACUCGUGCUCGUGACACGGUGACACCGCGGGGGCCGCCGAGGGCAUCGCGCGAGUGAGCACGCGAGAGAGAAAGAGUGCGAAUCACUGGACGCGGUGUGUGCGACUUGGACGGCGCGAGUGAGUGUGCGACAUCCUGUGUGCGGACCGCAGCGAGGCGCGAGGGAAGCCCCAGCUCUACCGAGUUGCCAGCACCACCAUGCCGACGCAACAGGGCGGCGCCGACAACCAGGCCUACGACGCCCCGCUGGAGCUCCAAGUCCGGACGCCACCAUCACCGGCCCCAGCAACACCCGCUCAAGCCCCGCCGGCCGCCGAGAGGACGCAGCUCGGCAAUGGCGCGGCCCCCACCUCUCCCUCGGCGCCUGCUUUGGAAAAGGCGGAAAAGGUGUCGGAGGCGGCACCUGCCGGGGGCGGCGGGGGCGGCGACCGGCAGCAGUGGUCCAACGGCAUGGAGUUCCUCAUGUCGUGCAUCGCCAUGUCCGUGGGGCUGGGCAACGUCUGGCGCUUCCCCUUCACGGUGUACGAGAACGGCGGCGGCGCCUUCCUCAUCCCCUACCUCAUCGUGCUGGCCCUCAUCGGCAAGCCGCUCUACUACAUGGAGAUGGCGCUGGGGCAGUUCGCCUCGCUGGGCUCCGUGCAGGUCUGGGAGCUGGCCCCCGUGUUCAAAGGCAUUGGCUACGGCCAGCUCAUAUCUUCCGGCAUCGUCGUCACCUACUACUGCUCCAUCAUGGCCAUCACUAUCUUCUACCUGGCGGCGUCCUUCUCCUCCGAGCUGCCCUGGGCCACCUGCCCCCGCAGCCCCGGCGUCUACCCCUACACGGCCUGGGCCAACUGCUUCGACGCGCAGCCGGCCUCUGGCGUCCCCGGGUUCAGCCCGCUGCCGCCGGUCAACUUCUCGUACCCGGGCGCGUACCCGUACGGCCCGCCGUACCAACGCGCUCCAGGGCCAAGACUGGGGCCCGACCGCCGCUCCAGCUCGGAGCUCUACUUCAAGUACGGCGUGCUGGACGAGGUGGACGACGGCGUGGGCAUCUCGAGGGGCAUCGGGUCGCCGGGCUGGGCGCUGUCGCUGUGCCUGGCCGCCACCUGGGUCUCCGUGUGGGCCGUGACGUGCUGCGGCGUGCGCUCCUCCGGCAAGGCCGCCUACUUCCUCGCCCUCUUCCCCUACGUCAUCCUCUUCAUGCUGCUCGUCAGGGGCGUGACCCUGCCCGGCGCCCUCGACGGCAUCAUCUUCUUCGUGCGGCCGGACUUCGACCGCCUGCUCGACCCCACGGUGUGGUACGCCGCCGUGACGCAGUGCUUCUUCUCGCUGGGAGUGGGCUUCGGCUCGCUUGUCAUGAUGUCAUCCUACAACCCGUUCCAGCACAACAUCCACAAGGACGCCAUCAUCGUCACGUCCAUGGACACCAUGACCAGCAUGCUGGCGGGCUGCACCAUCUUCGGCAUCCUGGGCAACUUGGCGCACGAGUCGGGCCAGUCGGUGGGCACGGUGGUGAAGGGCGGCUCGGGGCUGGCCUUCGUGUCCUACCCCGAGGCCAUCGCCAAGUUCGACGUGGCCCCGCAGGUGUUCGCCUUCCUCUUCUUCCUGAUGCUGCUCACGCUGGGCGUCGGCUCGGCCGUGGCGCUGCUGGGCAACCUGACGACGCUGUGCGGCGACGCCCUGUUCCCCCGCGCCCCCACCUGGGCCGUGUCGCUGGGCGCGUGCGUGGCCGGCGCGCUGCUCGGCCUGGUCUACGUCACGCCGGGUGGCCAGUACGUGCUGACCCUGGUGGACUACUACUCCGGCACCUUCCCCAUCUUCGUCCUGGUGACUGCUGAAGUGGUGGUCGUCAGCUGGGUGUACGGCAUCGACAACCUGUGCCGCGACCUGGAGCUCAUGCUGGGCCACAGCCCCGGUCUGUACUGGCGCGUCACGUGGGGCCUCAUCACCCCGGUCACCAUGAUCGUCAUCCUGGUGUACACCAUCGCCACGGCGCAGCGCCUCGAGCACAACGGCUUGCCCUUCCCGGACGGCGCCGUCGCGGCUGGAUGGAUCAUCGCGGCCUUCGGCCUGGUGCAGAUCCCCCUGUGGGCCGCGGUCUUCUUCAUCAAGAACAGGGGCCUGUCCUUCGGCGAGGCGUGCACGGCGGCGCUGCGGCCCUCGGCGCUGUGGCGGCCCGGCCCCUCGGCCGACCCCGCCGACGUGAAGCGCUGGCAGGAGUGGCGGACGCAGCGCGUGGGGCGGAAGGCGUGCGCGUGGACGCGCGCCAAGGAGAUCGCCGCCGCCACGUUCAACCGGUAG
Molecule: messenger RNA, 2457 nt
Organism: Thrips palmi
Lineage: Eukaryota; Metazoa; Arthropoda; Insecta; Thysanoptera; Thripidae
Product: sodium-dependent nutrient amino acid transporter 1-like
Exons: 11
Coding region: 373-2457 (694 amino acids)
Biological process (GO): sodium ion transmembrane transport
Cellular component (GO): membrane
Molecular function (GO): L-amino acid transmembrane transporter activity
Source: RefSeq, a predicted model, not a curated record